UCUUUUUUUCCCCCUGCCAGUUUACUUGCGAUCGCCAUAUUGGGUGCUCGCCUACUCGAAUGACUUGCCCGUUUUCCACGGAAUUACUACGGGAUCGCCGUUUUCAUGACUCGUUCGCCGCGCGAGUUCGCCUUUCCGCGUUUGUUAUGCGUGCGCCCUGCGCCUCGCUCCGCGUUCUCGGGAGAGAUUGCUCUUAGUUAGGCUCGACUGCGAUUCUCGGACUAACUUUUCACGUGCGAAAUGUCAAAAGUGCGCGUCUCCAAUGGAAGUCCGACGCUGGAGCGGGUGGACCCCAGGCAGGCGGAUCACGGCAAGCCGCCGGUCUGUCGAAGUCUCUUCGGCGCCGUGGACCGGGAACACUUCGCCAAAGAUGUCCGGGAGCAAAUGCGGGAGAUCGAGAGAGCGUCCGCGGAAAAGUGGAAUUACGAUUUCGCCGAAAACCGACCGCUCGCUCCGGGCGACUACGACUGGCAAGAGGUGGACGCCGACGAGGUGCCGGACUUUUACACAAGACCCCCUCGCGUAAAACGGGCCGCCUCGGCCGGGACUGUGGAUCAUAACGGGAACCACGAUUGUUUCUUGACGGCUCCGAUAGCGGGGAACUCUGAACGCGCGGACGCCGGGAGCCGCUCGCUCAGCACGCCGAGGAAACGACCGUCGACGGAGGAUCAGGAUCUUCCUCGCCAAAGCAAAAGACCCAGCGUCCCCGCGAGCGACGCAGACCCCUGUCCGGACGCGACGAGUUCGCUCGAGCGCGAACCGGACCCCAAAACGUAAACGAGAUACGCCGAGAAGCCCACUCUCACCAUCGAGUACUUCACCAGGACAGACGGACGGACGGCGGACGAAAAUGACAAAUCGAGCCUCGGAGAGGCUGUAUAAGCACUGAAUUUUUACACUAAACUUUUGGCACUCGACAGAUUUUAUAUUUGCCUCAAAAGCAGACAAUGUAGCAGUGUGCAAUUGGAGUUGCUUCGUUUCUUCUUUUACUACCUAUGUAUAUAUUUUCCUUUUACAUGUAGCACGUUUCCGUUUGAUGUUCACGUUGAAGCAAAACGCGAUCGUGCACCAAUCGACCGCGUCUGACUUGAAGAAUUGCUGUGCGCUUUUUCAAACGCAUCCCCCAAAUGAACCGUUUUAACUACAUGUAUCCUAAGGAUGGACGGACGGACACACAGAGACACACACACCGUUUCUCUUUAAUUAGGUGCAUCUUUCCACUCGUCUCCAUUUUGCCUGGCUCACAAAAUACACCCUUCACUGCUCAACGUUUGCCCGUUUUUAACUUGCACAAAUGUCAUCGUCUAAACAUUAAACAUUAAACUAAACAUACUUUUCUUCUCACCUAGCUACAUUAAACCGCUUUGAUCGUUGCAUUAAUACGACUCGUGUUUAUUGGUACUUCACAUCAUUUGCUCUUUUUUUUUUUUUACACUCAAACACACCUUGCUCACGAGGACUGUGGCUCUUAGUGUUGUGUUAAACGUUUCGUGUCUCUUUACAGUAUUAUCGCAUCCCUGGGUUCUUCCACUCAUUUUACUUACUUUUUAUUUAUUUCCCUUCAUUAGCAUCCUGAUAUCAAUUUGUCAAUAACUACAAAUCCUACUGAGUACGCGUUUCAAACAAACAGCAACUGUACUGACCCCUUUUUUAUUUUUGGGCCCUUUUUUUAAUUGGUUCCCUUGUAGCAUUACGUUUCUAUAAAUAUAUAUAUUUCAUGUUUUCUCUUUCAACACUGGGCCAUACGUUCGUUAGUCCGUGAAGCCCCUUCUUCGCAGCGAUAUAUCUGGCUUUCGUGUUGAACAUGACAUGGCACUACGAUUGCAAAUCUCUAUGAAAACUCAAUUAAGACGUUACACUGCGCCUGUGUAAAACAUUCAAGUGUGCGUGUGCUUGUAAAGAGAGGGGGAAAAAAGGAUAAAAAACACUGAGGAAAUUAUACUAACUUAUUUAUGUCGAGCUUUUUCUUGUUUAUGACUAUCCAAAGUGGCAUUUCUGCUUUUUCUCAAUGUACUUCUUUUUGUAACUUUCUUUUUCUCCUUUUUUAUUCAUUUGUGCGAGGUUGCAAACUGAGCCUUUUAAGAAAUGAUGUGGACUGUGUAUUGCUUUAUAAAUGAAAUGAUUAAACCACCAAGACAUUGA
Messenger RNA from Danio aesculapii, 2142 nucleotides. It is a transcript of the gene cdkn1ba, whose product is annotated as cyclin dependent kinase inhibitor 1Ba. The record is from RefSeq and is a predicted model, not a curated record. The transcript is spliced from 3 exons. Gene Ontology annotation, molecular function: protein-folding chaperone binding; cyclin-dependent protein serine/threonine kinase inhibitor activity. Lineage: Eukaryota; Metazoa; Chordata; Actinopteri; Cypriniformes; Danionidae. Gene Ontology annotation, biological process: G1/S transition of mitotic cell cycle; regulation of cell cycle; negative regulation of cell population proliferation. Gene Ontology annotation, cellular component: cytoplasm; nucleus. Bases 241 to 777 code for a protein of 178 amino acids.